UCCUAAAUUUCUGUUUAUCUUUUAGCCAUAAAGUUAAAGAACCACAGCCAUUGAAGCUCUGCCGAAGAGGAAGCUAGAAGAUUAAAAGCACUUCGUAUUAUUUUCUGAAUCAUUAUUAGCAGUAUAAGACCGAGCUAAUUGACAUGAAGAACGUUCCGACUAGUCAAGAAACUCCUGCUCAUGCAAUGGCUUCCACCCAAUGUAGUCAUCCAUCAAUUGAUGAGGAACCUGUUGGUUUUGAGGAUGACGCAGAAAGUAUAAUUCAACAGCUGACUGAAGGAACAAAGGAGCUAGACAUUGUCUCGAUUGUUGGAAUGCCUGGAAUCGGCAAAACAACUUUGGCUAGAAAGGUGUUCAAUCAUUUUAUUGAUAGUAGACACUUUGACGUUCGAGCAUGGUGCUCUAUUUCCAAAGACUAUAGUUUGAGGAAGAUGUUCUCUGAGAUUCUUAAACAAGCUAUAGGCGAUACAGAUGGUAUGAGAGAUGAAGACAUGCCCGACAAGUUGCGCAAGAGUAUAAUGCGCAAGAGAUAUCUUAUUAUAUUAGAUGAUAUAUGGGAAGUUAAGGCAUGGGAAGAGUUGCGAUUGUCUUUCCCACAGGAUGAAAAUGGAAGCAGAAUACUGGUAACAACUCGAGAUGAAGAAUUGGCUAGGCAGCUUAAGCACCAUAGUAAUCCAUAUCCUCUUAGAUUUCUCACAGUGGAUGAGAGUUGGGAAUUACUCCAGAAGAAAGUAUUUCAAGGAGAGAUCUGUCCCCCUGAGCUACUCAGAGCAGGACAACGAGUUGCCAAAAACUGCAAAGGAUUACCUCUUGUGAUCGUCUUGAUUGCUGGAAUUAUUGAAGAGAAAAGGCAAGCAUCUUUAUGGCUUGAGGUCGCAAAUGAUUUAAGUUCCCAUGCGUUAGAAGAGCAAAGCAUGAAGAUAAUAGAGUCAAGUUACGACCAUUUGGAAGACCAUUUAAAAGCUUGCCUUCUUUACAUGGGAUUGUUUCCAGAAGACUACACAUUUCCGGUGUCCGACUUGCUAAAAUUAUGGAUAGCUGAAAGCUUUGUACAGAACAUAGACACAGAGAAAUGUAUGGAGGAAGCUUCUAAAAUUUGCUUGAAUGAUCUAGUGAACAGAAGCCUUGUAGUGGUUACUAAAAGGAGAGAUAACGGUGAGAUGAAGUAUUGCACUAUUCAUGAUGUAGUGCGUGAGUUUUGCUUGAGAAAACUUACAAAAGAAGAGUUUAUGCAGCACAUAGUCCCGUUCGAUCCAUACCAACCUUUAGAUGCAAAGGAACCUCGGUUAUGCAUGUAUGUCCAUGACGAUCUUGUCAAGCAAUUGGUGCAGUGUGAAUAUUCGUUGGAUAAGAUUCCAAUGUUGGCAGGCUUGAACGGAGGGAAGUCUUUGACUCGAUGUCAAAGAUCUGUCGAGUUUAUUGCUCAUCCAACAUUCUGUCCAUGGGACCAUACAAGUCUUUUCUCUUUACUUGAUAACUUUAGACUUAUUCGGGUGUUGAAUUUGUUGGAUAUCUACUUGGAAAGUUGUUGGGAUAUGGCAAUGCAAGCAGUACCUUACUUGAGGUAUCUUGCAAUUUUUACCAAGAGAUUUGAUUUUCGGUGGAUAUCACACCUACUUGAUCUACAAACCUUGGUGGUGCGGAAAGAUUCAAGUAACCAUAUACUUAAGACAUCACCUGCUAUCUGGAAAAUGCACAAACUAAGGCAUCUGGAUAUACAGGACUUUUCCUUCACAUGGGAAGACAAAGAUAGAAUAAUUUUUGAAGAAUCUUCAGAAACUGUCUUACCGAGCUUGAAGACUUUUGGCAAGUGUUGGAUAUACUUAGCUGAUAUGACUCCAGAGUUCUGGUGGAGAUUUCCAAAUAUUGAACAACUCAACCUUCACUUUGUUGAACCCCUACAUUAUUCCAUUAAUGCCAAACCAGAAGUUGAUAUCUUGAAUUUUGAACAACUCCCACUCCAAUCUCUCGAAAUCCAUUUCUCAACCUACAUAUCCAUUGGAUUGAGCGACUGUGUUAUCUUCCCUUCAAAUUUAAAGGAUUUGUCCCUUCACAGUAUUUUCCUAACAGAUAAAUUUGUUUCAAAUAUUGCAAGACUGCAAAAUCUUGAGAGACUGAAACUAAAUAGGAUAUACUUCAGGCCCAAGGGUAGAGGAUAUAGCAGAUGUUGGGAUGUUAGUAAUUACAAGUUUCAAGCACUCAAAGUGUUGAAACUACACUUUGUUACUAUGACAGAAUGGUGCUCUUCAGAUACAUCCUUUCCUGUGCUUGAGAAAUUAGUUAUAGAUUACUGUUGGCGGCUUCAAGAUAUCCCUUCUAGCUUUGUCGAUAUCCCAACACUGAAGUUGAUUAAACUGAGUUAUUGCAGCAAGUCACUUCAGGAUUCAGCUCUCAACAUUAAAAAACAAGUUGAAGAGUUCACAGGAUGUGACAGUCUCCAAGUUCAUGCCCCGUAUCGUUAAAUAAAGGUAAGACAGCCCGGUGCACUAAGUUGCCGCUUUGCUCGGGUCCGGGGAAGGACCGGACCACAAGGAUUCAUCGUUAAAUAAAGGUAACUGAUUUCAAAAUUAUGAUACACGUGCAAGAAGAAACAAGCUCUGUCCUCAGCUUUUCUGCACCUCUGACAUGAAAAAACAUUAAGGAGUCGUUUUGUAGGGUGUAUAAGAAUAAUGUUGAAUAAGUUAUAUUAGUAAUGCAUGUGUUAGUAAUGCAAGCGUUAGUUAUGCAGAGAUUAUUUUUUAUCCAAGGUUUGUUGUGGUGCAUUAAAAAUUAUAAUUUAUUGCAUAUUUUUUUAAGAAAAUUAGUUGCUUACAAAGAUGUCUUCCUUAUUCUUUAGCUUUAGUGGACUUUAAGAAUAAUUUUAUCUUUAACCAUGCUAAUGCAUGCAUUAAUAGACUAGAUAUUGCUAAUACCAUCGUUUGCUAUGCACUUUAUCCCUUUCAAUUUAGAUGAGGUAGUUUGACUCGACACGCAUUUUAAGAAAAAAAUGAGUCUUUUGAACCUUGUGGUCUUAAACGCGGAAGGGGUAAAAAUUUUGUGGGGCCAUGACAUUUAUGUGGUUAUAAAAAUGUUUCAUUAAGGGUAAAAUAGUAAAAUGAAGAGUUUAAA
Nicotiana tabacum (common tobacco) is the source of this 3108-nucleotide messenger RNA. The record is from RefSeq and is a predicted model, not a curated record. NCBI's taxonomy places the organism in Eukaryota, Viridiplantae, Streptophyta, Magnoliopsida, Solanales, Solanaceae.